Molecule: messenger RNA, 1310 nt
Organism: Carassius gibelio (silver crucian carp)
Lineage: Eukaryota; Metazoa; Chordata; Actinopteri; Cypriniformes; Cyprinidae
Product: dehydrogenase/reductase SDR family member 13
Exons: 5
Coding region: 115-1071 (318 amino acids)
Source: RefSeq, a predicted model, not a curated record
GGUUUCGUUGAGUGCUCGUGAGGUGAUGGAGGAAAACUUCGAACCGGUUUAUCAGGCUCAGCCCGGGUGGAGAACAUAAGAACCGCCCGCAGACGCCGACAGUAGGUCACAAUCAUGAUCCAUCUCAUCAUCGCUGGUGUGCUUGUCGCAGCUCUUUAUGUCGUCUUAGUGGAGACGCUCUUUAAGAAGUCGAAAUGUAAAGGAACCGCUGAUAUGACCGGGAAAACGGCAAUUAUUACAGGCGGGAAUACUGGUAUCGGUAAGGCCACAGCUCUAGAUCUGGCAGGUCGUGGAGUAAGAGUCAUUCUGGCCUGCAGAAACCAGAAGAGAGCAGAGGCAGCUAUAAAUGACAUCAAAAAGGCCACAGGAAGCAAUGAUAUCCUGUUCAUGGAGCUUGAUCUUGGAAGCCUCAAAUCUGUGCGAGCUUUUGCUAAGAACUUCCUCAAAUCUGAGGCAAGACUGGAUCUGCUCAUAAACAAUGCAGGUCUUGUGGCAGAUGGAAGAACCGAGGAUGGUUUUGGCAUAGAGUUUGGAGUAAACCAUCUUGGUCAUUUCCUGCUCACGUGUCUUCUCCUGGACCGUCUGAAGGAGAGUCCUGCUGCUCGCAUCAUCACUCUGUCCUCCAUGGCCUAUCGCUGGGGCAAGAUUGAUUUCGAUUCUCUUGUAGCUACCAAAGACCUGGGGUCAGGGCGAUACAGCUGGCAGUUCUUCCAGGCCUACUGCAACAGCAAACUCUGUAAUGUCCUGUUCACUCACGAACUGGCCAAGAGACUGAAGGGCACGAAUGUCACCUGCUACAGUGUGCAUCCAGGUGUUGUAAAGACUGAGCUCUCCCGCCAUGUGAGUCUCUGGCAGAAAGUGUUCAUCGAGCCAGUGGCUAGACUGCUGUUCCUGGACCCAAAAACUGGAGCCCAAACGACUCUGCAUUGUGCUGUACAGGAAGGAAUCGAGCAUUUCAGUGGACGUCAUUUCUCAUGCUGCGCUGUGGAGAAAGUUAGUGCCAAAGGUAAUGAUGACGCAGUGGCCAAAAAGCUUUGGGAAGUCAGUGAACGACUGAGCGGUCUUUCAUAAAACCAGAUAAACUGUUUUAUUUCUGAUGGCUGGAGACUAUCUGUGAACUUUAUCCCUAAAGGGGUGAAAACGUAUGAAGUGAUGAAACUGAUUGUGGCAUUUAUUAUUAUUUUUUUAUUUUUAUGGAUGGACAAUUAUUUUACAAGGUUUAGAGUGUUUUAUUUGUGUUUACAUGAACUGCUAUAUGCUGGUGUGAGUUUUUUUUACUGUAUUAAAGUAUCUAAUGAAAUCACUGUCAA